AUGUCGUGGCCUUGUCAAUUGCAGGCCCGGGGGAGAGCGGCUCUUGCGCUUCAGCAAGCAUCGCUCUUCACAGGGCUGCAGUCAUUGUCGGAGUCUUCCUUCACCUCGUCCCCUCAAAAGGUGUUUACCAGCCGGAAGCAUCAGGUUGGCAGCAUAACGUUUAGGGAGAAGCGGCAGCAGAUGCGCAUUGCCUCCAAGCUGGCCCUGCCAGGACCAUCGGAGGGUCCGAGCCACGGGAGGGGCUCCGUGAGGACAAAGUUUGCGACAGAUCUGGUCGCCAGCACGAGCGCGUGGGACGAUGAGCUCAGCGCAAGGUCGUACAACAAUGCCCCUGCAAUGAGACGGCCACACAUUGCAGAGGCAGCGGUGGGGAUGGUUGUGUGUUCAGCUAGGGGCUGCAGACCAAUCUUUGCAUCAGCUGAAUCAGUAUUUGCAGAGAGGGAGGUUACGGAAGGGGGGGGCGUCUGUGUCGAGCAAAGGAUAGGGGCGGAGGCAAAGAAGAAGCCGGUCUACCCGGAUGGGUUUGUCGAGUAUUUGAAGGAGGUGUGGAUGGAGAAGGACGUGGCGCAGCGGUUGUAUGAGAAGGAGCUUAGACAAGACCCCCGGAGCGCCAAGAUUCUGGCCAGCUAUGCGGCGUUCGCAUACAAGGAGCAGAACGACGUCACAUUGGCAGAUAGGCUAUACCGGCAGGCGCUCCAGGAGGCUCCUGAGGAUGCGGAUCUGCUCAGUAGCUACGCGUUGUUCCUGUGGCAGACAGAGGCUUGAUUGGUAGCCUGACUGCGUGUUGUUGGCAGGUGAAAUGUGUUUACGUUCACCUGUUUGAUUAGAUUGACUGUGUAUAGAUCCUGAACAUGGUGUUGCACAAGAGUUGCAGGUGGAGAGUUGCGUAAGAGGUUGGUCAAGUCAAGUCCAAACAUUCGCUAGAGUCCAGGUGGUCCGCUUUAACAACACACACUGACAGAGAUCAGGCCGCAAGGCCAUCAUAAUAAUGCCGUAAGGCAGCUGAUUCAGUGUCAAAACACGCGUCGUCAUUUCAG
Klebsormidium nitens is the source of this 1037-nucleotide messenger RNA. The record is from the annotation of a GenBank genome assembly. NCBI's taxonomy places the organism in Eukaryota, Viridiplantae, Streptophyta, Klebsormidiophyceae, Klebsormidiales, Klebsormidiaceae.